Messenger RNA from Talaromyces atroroseus, 876 nucleotides. RefSeq lists its product as hypothetical. Gene Ontology annotation, biological process: cellular response to oxidative stress. The transcript is spliced from 3 exons. Lineage: Eukaryota; Fungi; Ascomycota; Eurotiomycetes; Eurotiales; Trichocomaceae. Bases 1 to 876 code for a protein of 291 amino acids. The record is from RefSeq and is a predicted model, not a curated record.
AUGUCGAGCUCCACUGUUUCUCUUGUUCGAUUACCUUCUAUCCACAAUUCGAUUCUGGGACGCUCUGUCGGUGGUGGGACCAGGCUUGCGACUCGUUCUCCUAUAUCUAUCCCCCUCCGCACCCCUCUGUCUACGUCUACAUCCAGGCGCAUUCGCAUUUCUUCCUCAACAGCAACAAAAGCAAGAGCAUUCUCUUCUUCGUCCUUCACCUCUUUCUUACACACUACCACCAACAAUACAAUGGCUCCCUCCACCCAGACCCUAAUUGAAGUGGCCAAGGCCCGUCGCAGCUACUACGUGCUGGGACGCAAGUCGCCUGUCCCCGACUCCGAGAUCGUCGAGCUUGUUAACCAGGCCAUCUUGCACAUCCCCAGCUCCUUCAACACACAGUCUACACGUGUGGUGGUUGCUCUGCACGGAGACCACGAGAAAGUGUGGGACAUUGCUGUCGACUCCCUCAAGUCCCUCGUUGCCUCCGGUGCUGUGCCCCAGGAGACUUUUGAUAGCCAGACCAAGCCUAAGCUUGAUCUGUUCAAGGCUGCAUACGGUACUAUCCUAUUCUUCGAAGACCCCGCCCACGUCAAGCCUUAUGCCGAGAAGUUCCCUGCCUUUGGAGACAAAUUCCCCCAAUGGGCUGAGCACAGCAACGCCAUGCACCAGUGGUUCCUCUGGGCCGGUCUCGAGAGCCUUGGCUUUGGUGCCAACCUUCAGCACUACAACCCUCUCAUCGACGCUGCAGUCGCAAAGGCUUUCGAUGUCCCCAGCGACUGGGAGUUGAAGGCCCAACUUGUGUUUGGUUCUAUUGAGGCACCUGCUAACGAGAAGCAAUUCAAGCCCACCGAGGAGCGCGUCAAGGUUUUCGGGGCUCAGCUGUAG